AUGAAUAGAUUAUUAAUUACAGAAUUAGGGGAUGCUAUGAGAGCAGAAUUAAUUAAACAAGAAGAACUAAAACGAAAAAAGACUAUUUUAGUAAGUAGAGAUUCUCUUCCCGAAGUGAAAUCAACAGGAAUAAUUAAUUCAUUACUAAUGGAUGUUGAUGAUAAUCCAUUAUAUCGUAAGAGUCUUUCAGAUAUUGCUUUAAUGAAUCUAACUAAAGCUGCCAAUAUUUCAUUAAAUGGAUCUUAAAGUAAAGAUGUGUUGGAAUAACAUAUAAGAGAAGAUUUGUAAAUUCAAAAGAAGAAUGAUUAUCUUAAUAAUUAUCUCAAUAAGCAAGUUGAGAAGUUAGCAGAUGAUAAAAGUAAACAGUUAUGAAUCUAUAAACAAUUAGAUUUAAUGACAAAGAGAAGGAGAUAUCUCUUAGGAGAAUUGAAAAAGAUUGAGGCGAAAGAGAAUUGUCUUAAAAUUAGAAACAGAAUUUCUACAGAUUAAUCUUAACUUAGCACCAUUGUUGAGGAUGCAGAUAGAGAAAAUAAAUUAAUGGCCAUUAUUAAUACAGAAGGCAAAUUACUAUAAUUAUAAAGGAGAUAUGACAAAAAGAAAUAAGAUGAUGAAGUAUUAAAAUAAUAAGUGAAAUCUAAUUAUUAUAAACUUAAAGAUAUUGAAGAAAUGCAUAUCGAUACUCUUUAAAUCUUAACUUAAGAAUAAUUAGACGAAGGCAUUCGAAAUUUGUAUCACAAUACUGAUUAGUCAGAAAUACGUUUUUAAUAGAGAUUACAUGAUAAACAUAAAAAGAUUACUACAAAAGUAUGGUAACAACAUCAUUUUCCAAAAAAACAUAAAAAAUGGAUUUAGAUUCAAAAGAAGUUAUGA
Messenger RNA from Paramecium sonneborni, 870 nucleotides. NCBI's taxonomy places the organism in Eukaryota, Ciliophora, Oligohymenophorea, Peniculida, Parameciidae. The record is from the annotation of a GenBank genome assembly.